GUACGAGGAGCAGCUCUCGCAGGGGAGACCCGAUCUUCACCUACGCCAGACGCAGUCCACUGAUGCAAGAUUCAAAAAGGUUUUUGUCUCCAUGGUCGAAAUGGAGUGAGUGCUCAGCCAAGUGUGGCCAAACCGGGGUGCAGAAGCGUACCAGAUCCUGCCUAGCUGAGCGCCUCUGGGGCGUGCACUGUAAUGAAGCAACUGAGGAAGGGCGGCUCUGCAUUGGACAUCUUUGCUCAGCCUGCAACCUCACCUGCCCCAUGGGCCGGGUCAACGCCGACUGUGACGCCUGCAUGUGCGAGGACGCGACCCUGCAUGGGAAGGUCUCUCUGGAGGAUGGCUCCCCUGCUACCGACGCCCGGGUCUACCUGCAAGCAAAGAAACUCAAGCUCUUGACAAUGGCUGAUAACAGAGGCAUGUUUAGGAUCCCGGGGGUUUGUCCCGAUGGCAAAAACACCCUUAAAAUCAAGAAAGCCAAAUAUGCGACGGCGACCGUCACCGUGCCUGAGAGCAACAGAAGAAACCUGGGGAUCCACGUGCAGCUGCAACGCUCAGGCAAACCCUAUGUGUUCAGGAGCCCCGAGGACAAAGCCAGGAGAGUGGGACAGAGCGUGGCGCUCUGCUGCGAGGCCCUGGGGAGCCCGGCCCCCGACCGCUACCUCUGGUACCACAACGGCUCCCUGCUGGAUCCCUCCUUAUACAAAUAUAAAAACAACCUGGUUCUGAAGAACUUGAACAGAGACCACUCUGGAGAGUAUUUCUGCAAGGCCAGCAGCGCCGGGGGGUCAGCGAAGUCCCAGCCUGCCCAGCUUGCUGUCAUAGGACGACAAGAGGCACCCUGCAACUCCCAGCCCCAAAGCCACCUCAUCCGACUUCCUCACGACUGCUUCCAAAAAGCAACCAACUCCUUCUACUACGACGUGGGCAAGUGCCCAGCGAAGACCUGCGCUGGGAAGCUGGAUAAGGGGCUGCGGUGCAAGGACAACGUCGCCUACUGCUGCGGGGUGUCCAGGAUGGAAACCAGAGACAUCUCCUGCGACGGCUACACCCUCCCCACUAAAGUCGCCGUAGAAUGCGGCUGCAAAAAAUGCACCGAGACCAAAAUAACGGUUCGAGGCAGAGCCACAGCAGCAGACGACGGGGAGCCCAUGAGGUUUGGCCACAUCUACAUGGGGAACAAGAGAGUGAGUAUGACCGGCUACAAGGGAACCUUCUCGGUCCACGUCCCAGCAGACACAGAGAGACUGGUUCUAACGUUCGUUGAUCGGCUGCAGAAGUUUGUGAACACGACAAAGGUUCUGCCCUUCAAGGAGAAUGGAGGUGCUGUGUUCCACGAGAUCAAGCUACUGAGAAAGAAACCCCCCGUUACGCUGGAAUCCACCGAAACCAACGUGAUUUCUUUGGGAGAAAUAGAAGAAGAUGAUCCAAUUGCUGAGCUAGAAAUUCCCCCCAAUGCCUUUUACAGGAAAAACGGAGAAGCCUACAGAGGCAAAGUGAAAGCCAGCGUGACGUUUCUGGACCCGAGAAACGUCUCGAUGGCCUCUGUGACCCAAAGCGACCUGAACUUUGUGGAUGAGGAAGGAGACGUGUUCCCGCUCCGCACGUACGGCAUGUUUUCCGUGGACUUCACCGACGAGCGGGGCGCCGAGGCCCUUAACGCAGAAGAGGUGAAGGUUCAUUUGGACGCCGAGCAGGUCAAGAUCCCAGAUCACCUGCAAGAGAUGAAGCUUUGGUCCCUGAACCCCGAGACGGGAUUAUGGGAGGAAGAAGGGGACUUCAACAUCGAGAAGAGCCGGCGGCGCAAAAGGGAGGAGAGGACUUUUUUGGUGGGAAACAUGGAGAUCAAAGAAAGGCGGCUGUUUAACCUGGACGUGCCCGAGAGCAGACGGUGCUACGUCAAAGUCCGCGCCUACAGGAGCGAGAGGUUUCUGCAGAGCGAGCAGAUGCAAGGGGUCGUGGUUUCCAUCAUAAACACGGAGCCGGAACCGGGGUUCUCGGCCAACCCCCGAGCCUGGGGCCGCUUCGACAGCGUGGUCACCGGUGCCAACGGCGCCUGCGUGCCCGCCUUCUGCGACGAGCAGAACCCCGAGGCCUACGGAGCUUACAUCCUGGCGAGCCUGGGGGGCGAAGAGCUCGAGGCCGUCCCCUCCGCUCCCAAGCUCAACCCGAACGCCGUUGGGGUGCCACAGCCCUACCUCAACAAGCUCAACUACAGGAGGACAGACCACGAGGACUCCAGCACCAAGAAGACGGCGUUCAGCAUUAACAUGGCCAAGCCAAGCCCCAACUCCCCCGAAGAGAACAACGGCCCCAUUUACGCCUACGAAAACCUAAAAGAAUGCGAGGAAGCUCCACACAGCGCCGCUCACUUCAGGUUCUACAGGAUAGAGGGAGACCGCUACGACUACAACACCGUCCCCUUCAGCGAAGACGACCUCAUGAGCUGGACCGACGACUACCUGGCCUGGUGGCCCAAGCCCAUGGAAUUUAGGGCCUGCUACAUCAAAGUGAAAAUCAACGGGCGCCAGGAGGUGAACGUCAGGUCCCGCAACAUGGGCGGGACGCACCCGCGCACCGUGGGCAAGCUCUAUGGCAUCAGGGACGUGCGCAGCAUCCGGGACGCGGAGCAGCCGGCCGUGUCGGCGGCCUGCCUGGAGUUCAAGUGCAGCGGCAUGCUCUUCGACCAGGACCGCGUCGACCGCACGCUGGUCAAGGUGGUGCCUCAAGGCAGCUGCCGCCGAGAGAGCGUCAACAGCAUGCUCCACGAGUACCUGGUGAACCACCUCCCCAUGGCGACCAACAACGACUCCAGCGAGUACACCAUGCUGGCCCCCCUCGACCCGCUGGGCCACAACUACGGCAUCUACACCGUCACCGACCAAGACCCCAGGAUCGCCAAGGAGAUCGCCCUGGGCCGAUGCUUCGACGGCACGUCCGACGGCACCUCCAGAACCAUGAAGAGCAACGUGGGCGUGGGGUUGACUUUCACCUGUUCGGAGAGGAGCGCGGCGGAGCAGAGCAUCUUCCAGUCCCAGAGGAACUCGGGCCAGCAGUCCGUGCUGGUCCUGCCGGGGCAGAGCCCGACGUCCCGACGGCAGCCGCCGAGCCGCCAAUCCCAAAGCAGGACCCCAAUGAGAGGUCAGCGUCCCGUCGGAUACUAG
This is a messenger RNA of Merops nubicus (carmine bee-eater), 3161 nucleotides long. RefSeq names its product cartilage intermediate layer protein, nucleotide pyrophosphohydrolase (gene CILP). The transcript is spliced from 6 exons. Lineage: Eukaryota; Metazoa; Chordata; Aves; Coraciiformes; Meropidae. The record is from RefSeq and is a predicted model, not a curated record. The annotation marks the transcript as partial.